Haliotis rubra (blacklip abalone) is the source of this 4910-nucleotide messenger RNA. RefSeq lists its product as uncharacterized. Gene Ontology annotation, molecular function: protein binding. Lineage: Eukaryota; Metazoa; Mollusca; Gastropoda; Lepetellida; Haliotidae. The record is from RefSeq and is a predicted model, not a curated record. The coding region runs from base 381 to 4160 and encodes 1259 amino acids. Gene Ontology annotation, biological process: signal transduction. The transcript has 22 exons.
AAUGGAUGCCAGAAUGCUUUGCGAAACUGGCUGAAGGAGUGCGGGAUAUUACCGACUGAGUGUUGCUUGUCAUUACACAAAACAAUGCGGAUGUCGUAAUAUUGCAGAGCUGGACAAGAGGCACCCGGAGCUGGUACUGUGACAUGAGGCAUUGGUGUCUCCCAACAGACCAACAGACAAAUCUGUGUCUCCUGCUGCCAGAAACAACCCCGAUAUCAGGACUUGUCUUGUGUAGUCAUCAAUAACUAUGUCAUGCAAGUCGACAAAAAAUGGCAAAAUUAUUCAGAAACAUAUCUGUGGAUUUUAUGAACAAGUAACUAUCAGAUGUAGUUCUCUAAAGUGAGGUUUAUCAAAUCCAAUAUGGAAUUCCUCGGAUCAAGAUGAAAUUUCACCAUGUCCAUGGUAAAGCCAUUGUCCUGUCCGACGACAGAAAGCAAGCGACGAGAUCGGAGGUCCAUUUUUGUAAUGGGCUAGUGUUUGGUGACCAGGCAAUCCAGGUGGGCCACAAGCUGUGUGUGGAACUCGCCUGUGUUUCAGCAUGGAGUGGUGCCCUUCGGAUCGGAAUCACCACAAACGACCCCAACAAGUUGACCCAGGCUGACCUCCCCAAAUUUGCAUUUCCCGAUCUGUUGAAGAAGGAAGGCUACUGGGCCCGAUCAGUUAAUGAGAACCUGACUGCAUCGGGGACGCGUGUGACAUUCUAUGUGACAACGGAGGGCCAUCUACAAGUCUUCAUUAACAAUGAGCACAAGGGAGUUUACUUGUCACGACUGCCGACCAACAGGACGCUCUGGUUGUUCCUCGACAUCUAUGGAAACACAAAGGCAGCAAAAUUUGUCAAACCAGACGAUGCUCCAAAGGAGAUUGUUGCCCGUGGUCCGGAUGCGAUGGAGGCGUAUGAAAAGGCGUGCUCAGGAACCCAGCCAGUGUUCCGCACACGUCUUAUGCUCGUAGGAAAGGAUAGAGUGGGCAAAACUAGUCUCAAGAAAGCCCUCACAGGUCAAAGCCACAACACAGCCGAGGAGAGCACAGACGGCAUCGACCUGUCCGCGUCCUGCUCCUUCAACCUCACCAACCGAUCGUCAUGGCAACUAGCGAUCAAGGGGGAGCAACUGCCAGAAGAAGAAAGUGAUGCUGAGAAGAAAAACCUGGGUAUUCUCGGUGGGAGUGAGGGUCUAGAGGAGGAAUACCACAAAGCACUGGCCACUAAUAUUGUCCAGGAGCUGCUCUAUCAGAAACGUCAGAAAGAGGCUGCAACCAAAACAUCUCGAGACACCAAGUCCACCAUUACGUCCCAUUCAGCAGGAAAGAUUACCAGCAGGAUAAGUGACAAGAGGAAACCCUCACUGGUGCGGAGGGCAACAUCCCUUGGCAUGAAUUUGUUUGACGACAUCAAAGAGGUUCCCCCAGAGGUAAUGCACGAUGUACCAGACCGUGUUGUGCAGCUGGUUCAAGAGAUGCUGGGUCAAGGGUCACAAGGGUCACCAACACACAGCCUUGACCUUGUGCAGCCUGCUGAGAAGAGCCACCGGGUUGUGCUCAAUAUCUGGGACUUCGCAGGGCAGGCAGUGUACUACACCACACACCAGGUUUUCCUGACUGCCCGAGCCAUCUACGUGAUUGUGUUCAACUUGUGUGAUGAUCUAAGUGGCAAACACUUACCAGAGAUGCAGGAAAAGAAUGAUGAGGAGGACAGCCUGUCCACUCUGGACUACAUGGACUUCUGGCUGCGGUCAAUACAUGCCCAUGCCGCGGAGAACAUGCGCAACAGCGUGGACAACACCAAGCUGUCCCCGCCCAUCUUCAUCGUGGGCACCCACCGAGACAGCCUGGCCCUGGACCACGAUGCACAGAUGGAAAUAGUUGCCGAGAAGUUCAACCAGCUGCGAGAGUUUCUGACAGGCAAGCCAUACACUCAGCACAUUGUGACACCAUUCUUUGCCGUGGAAAAUAACUCUCUGGGUGGAGAGGAUGUGCAGAUUGAUAAGCUACGUCAGCACAUCGAGCGGAUCGCCAGCCAGGAGUCAUACAUGGGGGAGCAGAUGCCCAUCAAGUGGCUCAAGUUUGAGCAGGACAUCACGGAGAAGGCAGACACUGGCACACACUUUGCCACCACCGACCAGAUCACAGAGAUGGCAAGUAACCAUGGCGUCAUGGACACAGAAGAGGUGAAGACUCUACUGGAGUUCUACCAUGACCUGGGAGUCAUCAUCCACUAUGGCAAUGCUGGCCAAGCCCACAACGUGCUCCGUAACACCGUCAUCCUCAAACCUCAGUGGCUGGUCGAUAUGUUCAGGAGGAUCAUCACAGCUCGGUCCAGUCAUGAUCAGUGGGACCUCCUGAGUGACAAGUGGGACCGCCUGGAGAAGCUGGGGAUCCUGGAGGAGCCUCUGCUGGACAUGCUGUGGAACGACGCCCUGGACCAGAAGCCCACCCUGCUGGCUCUCAUGGACAAGUUUGACCUCAUCUGCCACAGACUGCCGCCCCGUGGACAGACUCACCGAGAGGAGACACUCAGCUACUACGUCCCAAUGAGGCUGGAGAAGCUGGAUGAUCAGCGCCACCUGUACACUCUCUCCGACAACACAGCUGUAUUCUAUCUCGACUUCAACAACUUUCUCCCAGACGGUCUGUUUUAUCGGAUCAUGACGCGAGCCAUCAGGUGGUCCCAGGACAAUGGGGGGCGAGACCCCUAUCUAUACAGUCGAAUCGCCAAGUUCUUUCUGGAUGAUUCUCAUGACUUUGUGCUGGAACUGGCGCCAAGAGCGUACCACAGACUAAAGGUUGUCGUCGUGGGCAUCUCUGACUCCAUCUACACCAACCCCGGCUACAAUCCCCUCUCUGCAGCCUGUGCCAAGGUACGGAACUUUCUCGAGUCAACAAUGACGGACCUGCGGCAGCUGUGGAUGAAGAGGAUUGCCUACAAGAUGUGUCUGCGAUGUACGUGUGACAAAGUGUGUGAGCGGCACGGGCUAGCCAGGUGUACACAGGAGUCAUGUCUCCACUUCCUGGACCUGGACGAAUGUCUCACCACCAAGAUUGUUUGCUGUGAACACAGACGGGUGAAAACUGCUGAUAUCAGGAAAUGGUUCCCUCAACCAAAAAUAGAUAUGCCAGAACCGAUACUGCCUCGACUGACGUUGGAGAACACGGGCGGCAACAUUGAGAAGAACGUCCCCAACCUGCCGUCGUGGAUGAAGGGGGCGGCCAAGCUGCUGAACAGUGGGUCUGAUGACCAGGAUUGGGCAGCGCUGGCUAAACUCAUGGGUUACAAACAGGCUCGGAUUGACCAGAUCAAUGAGGACUUGAACCCAGCCCUGGCUCUGCUGACCGACUGGGUCCUGACCAGUGGGAAUACCUCCCUCUCGGUCGACCUCAUGAUGGUGUUCCUGGAACAGAUCAAACGAGAUGACAUUGUGGAUGUUAUCCAGAAGGCCAAGGAGAGUGACUCCGACAUGCCUCAGAUCUUCCUGAGCUACCAGUGGGACUCCCAGGACGAUGUCCAGACUCUCCGAGCACGCCUGGAGAGGUCGGGCUUCACCUGCUGGAUGGACAUUGGUCAGAUGGGAGGUGGAGAUCAGCUCAACCUCAAGAUAGACGAGGGCAUUCGAAACUGUGUGUUGUUCAUUUCCUGCAUCACGCCCAAGUAUGUGGUGUCCCAUCACUGCAACCGUGAACUGGCCUUGGCCGACAUCUUGAAGAAGCCCAUCAUACCCGUCAUGUUCGAGUCCGUCAUGUGGCCGCCACCUGGGGGCAUGUCCGUCAUCCUCUCUCAGCUCGUCUACAUCAACAUGAAAGGUGUCGGAGGUCACGGUGGCAGUGGGGUCCAUGCCGACCUCCAGGACAAGCACAAUGAGAUCGUCAACCGGAUCAUCUUGUACACCAUGCCUGCCAUCCAGCCUUGCAUCGACUCCGUCGUCACGGUUACCGACAUCAGCAAACAACAGGAACUAGGCAACGAGAGUCUGUACGAUACCAGUCUCAGUUCCCUGACAGAACCAGACAUGCCCCUGCUCCAAGAGGUGUACCACAACCCCCCCAGCCCACAUCGCAAUCCAGUCAUAGCACCACAGCCAGAACCUGCACAACAACCUCCAGCAGCCACGGGGAGUGUGGAGCAGGUUCAUGUCACCAAAUGUGCAGUGUGUGUCAUAUUGUAGCCCAGACAAACUGUCACAGCUUGAGAGGACUUCACUAUACAGUGCUUCAAGUCGGCAAGUCAUUCUGGCCUUGACAAAAGUUGAUGAAACGGAUAUGACAGGGUUUUCUGUAAGUGUCCUAACCAAUUCACAACCAAAGCAGACUAUCAAAGCUGGAAUGUGUGGCAAAAGACAUUCUAUGGUAUCAACAAACUCAAAAUACAAUAGAGCAGGACUGGAAGUGUUUGUGAAUAGGAAUUACUGUCACAUGGUAUAUGUAUCAAACUGAGGACCAGGAUUGCCAGUAUUCAUUCCAAUUGCUUUCCCACCCUGAGACUGUACAGGAGAAGGAACCACAGGAAAGCAAGAAUUUACGUUCCAGGGAGAAUACAUUGUAUUCAUGUAAUCCCUGCCUCAAUCUAAUGUUUAGCCCAAAACCAAUAGGUACCAGGAUAGUGACCAUGUACACUUUCCUAUCUUGCUGUGUACAAUGUCUGUGAAUAGCACGUGAAUUAAGAGGACUGUGUGUGAAUGCAUUGAGUGUAGAGAUGGGAAUACACGAUAGACUUUGGCGCCAUCAAGGUAUUCAGCACUACUGGCAUUGUUUGACAAGAUGGUCAACAUGUUGUGUCACGAUAUAUCUUGGUACAAGUUUGUAGCUUUGAGAUGUGUCGGAAGAACACAUGAACCAUGUCUUGUAAUAUAGAGAAUCUCACCCAAGUGUUUACUGAUAUCAAUUAUAUCAACACGAGGUGAUAAAGUUACAAAUAU